AUGGCUAAAACCCUCUUUACACAUGUACAUGAUAUUUUGAGCAACACACCUACCUUUCAGUCAGUAUGGGACCAUACUCCGCCAUCUUUUGGAAAGGAGGGAGCAUUGUUUCCAAAUGAGGAAGCGUACACAUUCCAUGUUUUCUGCAAGGUCUGCUAUACAGUGAAAGGGCGGAAGCAGGGUUGUGCGAGAAAAACGGUGGUCAACAUAGCCAGAAGGAAGAGGGUUUUAGCAGCUCUUGGGACAGAGUACUUUGAGGAUGUACUUCCUAAUAUUAUUCGUCAUUGUUCUCAUAAAAAAGCAUUGGUCCGCAAUGGAUACCUUACACCUUUGAUGUUCUUACCAAGAUCCUUGGGUGCUCAGUUCCAAUACUUGCAGCUUGCGUUACCUGUCAUUCUGGAUGGUCUUGCCAAUGAGAACGAAUCUGUUUGCAAUGCAGCCCUGGAUGCUGGUCAUGUUGCUGGUACGGCAGGUAAAGCUCUGCUGGAGGGUGAAAGUGAUGAUGAAGGUGCCAAGUACUGA
Arabis nemorensis is the source of this 522-nucleotide messenger RNA. NCBI's taxonomy places the organism in Eukaryota, Viridiplantae, Streptophyta, Magnoliopsida, Brassicales, Brassicaceae. The record is from the annotation of a GenBank genome assembly.